AUGGUAGUGUUGGCAUCUUCUAUCUGUACCCGUGGGGGUAAAGCACUUUUAUCCAGACAAUUCAAAGACUUAAGCAAAGACCGUAUAACCGCGUUAUUGGCCAACUUCCCUAGCUUAAUCUCCAACUCUGGGCAACAAAAUACCACUGUAGAAGACGAACAGGUUAGAUACGUUUAUCAGCCAUUGGAAGAAUUCUACAUUGUGUUGAUUACAACCAAGAAUUCCAACAUCUUGCAGGAUAUCGACACCUUACACUUGUUUGCCUCGACUGUCAGUAACUUGUUGAGAUCCAUUGAUGAGAGAGAAAUCUUUGAUAAUGCCUUUGAAAUCUUGCUGGCGUUCGACGAAAUCAUCAACUUGGGAUUCAAGGAGAAUUUGACCAUGAGCCAAGUGCAAACUUUCUUGGAAAUGGACAGUCACGAAGAAAAGAUCCAGGAAAUCAUCGAGAGAAACAAAGAGAUGGAGGCCACCGAGGAAAGAAAGAGAAGAGCUAAGGAAAUCCAUAGAAAGGAAUUGGCCAGAAAGACUCAGGAAAGAGUGGGUAACACUUACGAUGGAUACGGAAAUGGUGGUGGAUACCAACAGCAACAGAACCAGUUCGAUUCGGGCGCUGGCUCAAUUGGUGGUGCACCAAGCUACCAGUCCAACUCCAGUUUCGUUGAGACCUCGUCACAAGCAGCACCAUCUACUCACAGAGGUCCGGUAAGAGGUGGAGGUUUACAAUUGGGUAAGAAGGGACCAAGCAGAUCGAAUAUUCCAGAAAUCAACCAACCGCUUUUAACCCAAGCUCAACCACAGUUCCAACACCAUGCUCCAGCUCCACAACAACAACAAUAUCUGUCAUACAAUAACUCUAACACAUCUUCACCAGCUCCAGCUGCGGCCUCGCCUGCAAUCGCUGCAGCUCCAAAGGUUCACAAUAACGGUAUUCUUGUCACUGUCAGCGAAAAGGUGACUGCCGAAAUAUCAAGAGACGGUUCUAUCUCUAAGACUGAAGUUAAAGGUGAUUUGAAAUUGCGUAUAAAUAACCCAGACUACGGCAGAUCCAAGAUUCUCUUGAAAAAGAUCUCUAACAAGGGUGUUCAAUUCAAGGCACGUCCAGAAGUUGAUAUGAAACUUUUCAAUUCUUCUAGUAUUAUCGCUCUCAAAGACUCAAGCAAGUCAUUCCCAUCUAACGACCAAUCCUUGGGAGUAUUGAGAUGGAGAGUCGCUGGAAAAGAUGAUGAUGCAAGCUACUUACCUAUAGUCAUAACUGCGUGGGUGAACGUUAACGAUGGAAUAGCUGACAUCACAUUAGAAUAUGAAUUAACUUCCACAUACAUUGAAUCUCACCCAACACAAGAGACUUUGGAUAAUGUUAAGAUUUUAAUCCCAAUUCAAUCACACGAAGUUAACCUUCAAAACGAACCAGAAAAUAUUUCUUACGAUGUAACUGAAUAUGGAGUGGUUUUCAAUAUCGAAUCCAUUGCACUCCAUGGCGAUGAAACUUCUGGUUCAUUUGAAUUCCAAAUUCCUGCCGCAGAUGAAGAUUCCCUCUUCCCUAUGGAAUUGCAAUUUGACAUUAAUAGAACUGAAUUAGAUGAUACUGAUAAAUCUUUUGGUGGUGUGCAACUUUUAGAUAUUGUUAAGAAUGAUGAAGAUGAAGAAUCUUUACCAUUCGACUUACAUUCCACACUUUCUAGUGAUAAUUACCAAAUCGUUUAA
This is a messenger RNA of Dujonia railenensis, 1704 nucleotides long. Lineage: Eukaryota; Fungi; Ascomycota; Pichiomycetes; Serinales; Debaryomycetaceae. The record is from the annotation of a GenBank genome assembly.